Nezara viridula (southern green stink bug) is the source of this 111-nucleotide messenger RNA. The record is from the annotation of a GenBank genome assembly. Lineage: Eukaryota; Metazoa; Arthropoda; Insecta; Hemiptera; Pentatomidae.
AUGUAUACUAAUAAUUUCUCAGUAGAGAUUAUGAAAAUAGAAAAACAUAGUUUUCAAUAUAAUUCUUGUUUUUAUUAUACUAUACUUAACACUUGGUUAAAUUUUAUGUGA